Molecule: messenger RNA, 4800 nt
Organism: Grosmannia clavigera kw1407
Lineage: Eukaryota; Fungi; Ascomycota; Sordariomycetes; Ophiostomatales; Ophiostomataceae
Product: thiamine biosynthetic bifunctional enzyme
Exons: 7
Coding region: 1-4800 (1599 amino acids)
Biological process (GO): thiamine biosynthetic process; regulation of DNA-templated transcription
Cellular component (GO): cytoplasm
Molecular function (GO): zinc ion binding; thiamine-phosphate diphosphorylase activity; magnesium ion binding
Source: RefSeq, a predicted model, not a curated record
AUGCUCGCACCCAACAAGCCCAAGGGCCCGAGGGCCUGCCUCACGUGCGCCAAGGCGAAGAGCCGCUGUGUGCCCGGCCCCGUUGCCAACGUCUGUGAGAGAUGUCAGCGUCUCGGAAAGCCGUGCGGAUCGCAGACGCCGGCACCACAACGCCGUCGACGGCUGGAAGGAUCGACUGGCGGCACCGAUGCUGCCACUGCUGCUACUGUCUCUUCUGCUGUAGGGGUCGCGUCGACCGUGGCCCAACGCCCGAGAACGACCAAGCCAACUCGGGUGUCGGAGCUCGAACGUCGUCUUGAAGUCCUCACCAGCCGACUCGAGACGGUGGGCCGACAGCAGAAGCAGCAACAGCAGCCGACGACGGCAACUUCACCGCAGGACGACGCUGGACAAGGGGACGAAUCGGCAGCAGCAGCAGCAGCAGCCCUUUCGACCUCCCACUUUGUCAAGAACCAGCCGAUGCCAUACUACCCUAUGACCCACAUCUUUGAACCCAGCAGACAGACUACGACAGCGGCAGCCGAUGCAACGACAGCCGAAGCCGAAGCCUCGUCGCCGUCUGUGAGCAGCAACAACAACCAGAGCGGCAGCGUGUCGGGCCUGUCGUCGUCGACGGCGGUAUCGGCGCCCGACCUGGACACAGACGACCUGCGGCCAUGCCACUUUUUCCCGCCGUGCCAACUGCGACAGCCGCACACACCGCCGACAGGUGCGACCGACACGGCCGACGCAGCCGGCGACGUUUGGCCACAGGCCGAGGAGGCCGAGAUGCUGCUGCAGGAAUUCCGGUCGCACCUGAUGCCGCUACUGCCGUUUGUAGUGGUACCGGACGGCGUGUCGUCAGGCCAGCUGCUGGCGGCACAGCCGCUCACGUGGCGAGGCGUGAUGAUGACGGCCUGCCAUCUGGACGGCCCACGGCAGAUGCUGAUGGGCAACCAGCUGCUGGGCGAGGCGACGGGCGCGGCGCUGCUACAGCCGCGGCGGUCGGUCGACGUGCUGCAGGCGCUCCUUCUGCUCCUGUCAUGGUUCCACUACAACAUCAACAGCUUCCAGCUGAACAACCUGCUCUUUCUGGCACGCGGCAUCACAGUGUCGCUCGGCCUCGGCGAGCCGCAUCCGCCGAGCAGCAGCCCAGACGUGCCAGACGGAUACACGUCCGAGGUGCUGCAGAAGAUGCGCUGCUUUUCCGGGACGUUUUAUCUGGCAACAGUCGCGACUACCAACAAAAAGGCUGACACGAUGAUGAACUCGCCGUACCUAGACACGUGCUGCCAAGUGCUCGAGCGACGGAUGGAACAGCCUUCGGACAGAUUUCUGGUGCAGCUGGUGCGGAUCCAGCAACUGAGCCAGGCGAUUGUGGUGGCGUUUUCGCUGCGCAAUGCCGGGAUCCAGAUGGAUCUGUCGACCAGCUUCAUGGUGGAGAACUUGAGCCAGCGGAUUGCGCAGUACAAGGCGCAGCUGCCGGUGCACUUCCGCAACGACGUGUCGAUCAACUGCCACAUGCAUCUGGCUGAGGUGUUGCUGUACGAGGUCGGGCUGCAGGAUAGCAACGGGCUGAACAAUGGGCUAAGCCUGCCGGUGGCGGAGCGGCUGAAUCUGCUGUCGGCCUGUAUGCGGGCAACACGCGACUACAUGCAGAGCCGGUUUGCAGAGCCGGUGCAGGACCAGCCACGCUUUGUGUGCCUGACGGCGUUUGACUUUAUUUAUGCCUUCCUGACGGCGCUCAAGCUGAUGACGUUCCAGAUGCCGGGAUGGGAUCCACGGCUGGCGCGUGAAGAGCUGGCCUUUGACUAUGUCGUGAGCCGGCAGAUUUUUGACAUGCAGCAGCUGGCACGGCGACGGGGCAUGCGCAGCCACAAGGCCAGAGGCAGUGAAGCCGGUGCGGCAGCCGGUCGAAAAGCCGGAUCUAGCGAACGUCGGGAUCCGUUCCAGCGGCUGGCGACGCGACUAGUCGAGCUCAAGGCGAUGAUAUCGCGGGAGCUAGACCAGCUGCCCAGCAAGUCGACCGGAGAAGUGGCGAUGUCGGCAAAUGAAGAAAUGCUGUCAGCAGUAGCAGAGGCAGCAAAAGCACCCACACCCACACCCGCACCUGCACCUGUACCCGUUGCAGAGAGCACCAACGCAGCCAUGGCAGACGCAGAGCUGAUGACAGACUUGGCGGGUGACUUUGACAUUGGCAUGAUCGACGCGGCGCCGGCCAUCUUCAGCUUUGCAGACGCAACGAUGGACUACAUGCAGAAUAUGGACGGAUCGUCGUGGCCGGACCUGUUCAACACACCGGGGCUGGACUCGUACAUGGACGUCAACCUGGGGACGCCGCCGUUUGAUUGGGACAUAACUCCUCUUUUGAAGAAGCAUACGAUUACCCCAUCAUCAUCACCGCCAUUCAGCAUCAUGGCAGUCCAGGUGCGGCCGGUGGUGGACUACUCGGUGUACCUGGUGACAGACGGGACGGCAGCGAUUCUGGGCGACGGCCGGACGGUCGAGGGGGUCGUGCAGGCGGCUCUGACGAGUCGGCAGGCGAGCGAGGGUUCUCAGAGCCGCGAGAGUUCCCGGAGCAGUGUGGGCAUCGUGCAGCUGCGAGACAAGCAGUCGGACGCGCGGGGUCUGUUAGCUUCGCUGGCGGCACUGCACGAGCACACAGCGGCGGCCGUCGUGCCGCUGGUGAUCAACGACCGGGUCGACGUGGCCGCCGCAGCGAUGACGGGUGGAUUCUGUGAGGGCGUGCAUCUAGGCCAAGACGACGUCGACGUGGCGACAGCACGACGGCUGCUGGGGCCGGCCGCGCUGAUCGGCGUCACGGCAAGCACGGCAGCCGAGGCCGUGGCCGCCUGUCGUGACGGCGCCGACUAUCUCGGACUCGGCACCGUCUUUGCCACGGCCACCAAGACCGAUACCAAACACGUCGUCGGCACGGCUGGCCUCCGUCGCAUGCUGGCUGCCAUUGCCCGUGCUGGCUUUGGUCACGUGCCGGCCGUCUGCAUCGGCGGCAUCGGGGCUGCCAACGCCCGCCGCGUCGUCUUCCAGGGAGCCUGGGAGGGCGACGACGUCCAACAGCUACCCCCGAAACGAGUCGAUGGCAUCGCCGUCGUCAGCGCCAUCAUGUCGGCCCCCGACCCGGCUGCUGCCGCCGACCAGCUCGCCCGUCAGGUCCGUCUCGGCCAGACCUGCGGGCCCACGGCUUUCUGGGCAGCUCCGACGACAACCACAACAAGAAGCAAAACGACCACCCGCUCCAUCCAGCCCAUCCUCGCCGCCAUGCACCGCCUCACGCCCCUCUCCCACAACAUGACUAACCUGGUGGUGCAGAACCUGGCGGCCAAUGUGGCCCUCGCCGUCGGGGCGUCGCCCAUCAUGGCCAACAGCGGCGCCGAGGCUGCUGAUCUGGCCCGCCUGCCGGCCAGCGCCCUGCUCGUCAACACCGGCUCCGUCACGCCCGAGAGCGUGGCUGCCUACGUCCAGGCCAUUGCGGCCUACAACGCGGCCGGCCGGCCGAUCGUCUACGAUCCCGUCGGCGCUGGCGCCACAGACGUCCGUCGAGCCGCCGUCCGCACCGUCAUGGCCGCCGGCUACAUCGAUGUCAUCAAGGGCAACGAGGGCGAGAUGCAGGCCGUGUAUGCCGCGGGCAGCAACCCGGACGAUGGCGACUGCCCAGACAGCUCGUCGGCCCAGCAGCAGCGCGGCGUCGACGGCAGCAGCCGGCUCGACGGGACAGCGCGUGCUCGCCUGGUUCGCCGUCUGGCCGCGCGUGAGCGCUGCGUCGUCGUGCUCACGGGCCCCGUCGACUACGUGGCCGAACCGACAGGUUGUCAUGUCCUCGCCGUCGCUCACGGCCACCCGCUGCUCGGUCAGGUCACCGGCACUGGCUGCACCCUCGGCACCGCCAUCUCGGCUGCCGUCGCCGCUGCCGGCGUCCUGCGCGAAGAGGCCACCGAUCCCUCAGCUGCAUCCGUAUUUUCCACCUUUCACGCCGUCGUCGCUGCCCUCGUCCUCUACGAACGCGCCGCUGAGCUCGCUGCCCAGUCGGCCACUGUCGCCGGCCCCGGCUCCUUCGUGCCCGCCUUCCUCGACUGCCUCGCCAGCUGCCGUCACCGCGCUGCUGCCGGCGACAUGGCCUGGGUCCAGGACAACUACCGCAUCACAGACACAAACCCCCCCUUCGCCUCCUACUGCCCCUACUGCCAGAUUGCUUCUGCCGCCUCACCCGCUCAGCACCUGCUGCCUCCCGGACUCAAGCCUCCACCUCCAUAUCGGCCUGGCAGAGCCCCCGCUUCAUCUGACGCUCCGCCGCCUUAUACGGCUGUCCCGCUGACUAAGCAGACCAUCGUGGACGACACGCCCAUCCUCCACCAUCUCGACCACGACCGCGACUCCAUCGCGUCACUGUCCUUGCGCUACAACGUACCUGCGGAUGUCCUACGCCGCACAAACCGCCUGGCCGUUGAUCAUCUGUUGCUGGGCCGUCGCGUCGUCGAGAUCCCCCGGCUGUCCUCGUCCUCUUCGCCCGUCUCCCUCUCUCCCAACCCGGUCGAGGGUGAGGUCGAGGCUCUGCGCAAAUCUCAGAUCCGCCGCUUCAUGGUUGCCUGCAAGGUUGCUGACUACGACCUCGCCGUCCUCUACCUCGAUCAGGCUGCCUACGAUCUCGCACCCGCUAUCGCUGCCUAUCAGGCCGACGAGCUGUGGGAACGCCAGAAUCCACAGGUCCGGAACAAGAUCAAGACCAAGACCAAAACCUAUAAUCGCACCAGCCUACUCUCUCUUGUCAGACCACGUCCACCACCUGAGACAGACAAGCAUUAG